This is a messenger RNA of Pararge aegeria (speckled wood butterfly), 704 nucleotides long. It is a transcript of the gene mRpL21, whose product is annotated as 39S ribosomal protein L21, mitochondrial. Gene Ontology annotation, cellular component: mitochondrial large ribosomal subunit; ribosome. The transcript has 2 exons. Gene Ontology annotation, molecular function: structural constituent of ribosome; RNA binding. Bases 139 to 663 code for a protein of 174 amino acids. Gene Ontology annotation, biological process: translation. Lineage: Eukaryota; Metazoa; Arthropoda; Insecta; Lepidoptera; Nymphalidae. The record is from RefSeq and is a predicted model, not a curated record.
GUGGUCCCUUUGUGUCACUGUCAAUAAUUCUGCUUGUGAGUUUUUCUGUCAGAUGGCGGUAUUUAUAGGUUGUUUUUUUGCAGGAAAUGUUUCAAUAAAAUACUAGAUAUUUCGGUUUUAAACAAUAAUACUAAAGCCAUGAUCAGAGCGGGACUUCAACGUCUUGCCAGUGUGUUCAAUAGUCAAGGUGGAAUUAUCUCUCGAUUUAUUACACAAAAUGCUCCAGCCCAGCACAGACCUGCUGAGGAAACAACUAAAGAUGUAAUAUCAACUUGUAACAAAUUAAUUCAAGAAAAAUCCCAUCGCAAUUUUGCUAUAGUACACUUACUUGGUAAACAAUGGCGUGUUACGGACGGCGAUUUACUGGUUGUAGAAGGGUACUGGCCACCCAAUAUUGGGGAUAAAAUUACAUUGGACAAAGUUUUAUUAGCUGCGUCUAAAGAUUUUUCUCUAAUUGGCCGACCACUGGUCCAGCCUGGAUUGGUAACGGUGACUGCAACAAUUAUAUCCAAAGGCCUAUCUCACACCAAAACACAUUUCAAAAAGAAGAGGAGGAAGCAGUUCAUGAGAAUAAACUUUCAAAGAUCCCAACAAACUAUGCUGCGAAUAAACUCUGUAGAUAUAAAGAAUAGUAUUAAUUCAGCUCCGAAGAAUGUAUUUUAGUUAGUUACUUAUUAAUAGUAGUAAAAAUAUUGGAACCAAAA